AUGCAGCUCCUCCACGCCCUCGCCGUGUUCUGCUCACUGCCACAGUUUGCAACACUGGUCUUAGCAGAAAAUACAAAUCCCUCUGCGGAGCGAGAAUCCAAAGAAACUAACACGCGAUCGCUGCCGGCAAAAAUCGUCAUACAGCGCAAUGCCGCUAUAGCAUCCCAGCUCGCAUCAGGACCAGCUCUCGGCGUGAAGAAAAUGAGCGAGAACGAAGGCGAGAAAUUCUUCCUCGACUACUGGAGUUUUGGAGAGGCCUCUUCGUCAAGUAACAUAUCUGAGCGACACUUCUCCGAGGAAGAAGGAUUUUCACCAGCGCGCUUUGUGGCCCAAUCAUACCCAUUCGGGCCAUCUUACUCCCCGAGCACAGAUGAAUACAGUCAGUACCUUCCCCGAGAAAACAAUAGCGCAAACAAUUUGUUUGAAAAACGAGAUUUCAAGUGCCCGACUGGGACAUUGGGGUGCACAUCCAUCGGUCGAUCCGAUCGCUGCUGUGGGUCCGGGGAGACGUGCGAGAUUGUUGCUGAUACAGGGAACGGCGAUGUGGGCUGCUGUCCUAGCUGGCAGACGUGCUCUGGGACUAUUGGGUCGUGUGAGAGUGGGUAUACGGCUUGUUCGCAGGCUUUGGGGGGUGGGUGUUGUAUCCCGGGAUAUGAUUGUGUUGAAGGAGGAUGCGCAUACAUCACUGUUAUUACGUACUUCCACUUCAAUUUCCACUUCAACCUCCACUUCGACUUCGACUUCGACUUCCUCGACAACCUCUUCCCAAAGCGGCACAUCCACAACAGACGAAAGCUUGGCACCACCAGCACGGCCUACGAACCUGUCAACAGUAACCAGCGAUGUCUGCCCGACUGGUUUCUAUGCCUGCUCCGCUGUCUACCAAGGUGGCUGCUGCCGUACUGGACGAGACUGCGAUACGACAUCAUGCCCGACCACAUCUUCGACGACUAUGACAUCAGACGGUGUGACGAUUGUAGCGCCCGUCGCGACAACAACGGAACGUUCUGGUGGGAACCUAUCCUGAUCAUGUACCCUCUGGACGUGCUCAAGACUCGAAUUCAGCUUCAGUCUGGACCCGCUGUUCCCGGUGCGGAUUACUACAAUGGCAUGUUCGACUGCUUCCGUAAGAUUGUCAAGAACGAGGGUGCUUCUCGUCUAUACCGUGGUAUUUCCGCGCCCAUCCUGAUGGAGGCGCCGAAGCGUGCGACCAAGUUCGCCGCCAACGACAGCUGGGGUGCUUUCUACCGCAACCUGUUCGGUGUGGACAAGCAGACCCAAGGACUGGCUACCCUGACCGGAGCCACAGCCGGAGCUACUGAAGCUUUUGUCGUGGUUCCUUUUGAGCUGGUGAAGAUCCGUCUUCAGGACAAGGCACAGGCCCACAAGUACAACGGCAUGAUCGACGUUGUGAGAAAGAUCGUGGCCGCAGAAGGCCCGCUGGCAAUGUACAACGGCCUUGAGUCGACCAUGUGGCGCCACAUUCUGUGGAACGCCGGUUACUUCGGCUGUAUCUUCCAGGUCCGCGCUCAGCUGCCCGCCGUCGAGCCCGGCAACAAGAACCAGCAGACUCGCAACGACCUGAUUGCCGGUAGCAUUGGUGGUAUCGUCGGUACUGUCGUCAACACCCCAAUGGAUGUUGUUAAGUCCCGCAUCCAGAACACUUCCAAGGUCCCCGGUCAGGUCGCCAAGUACAACUGGGCUUGGCCUGCUCUCGGUACUGUGAUGAAGGAGGAGGGCUUCGCUGCUCUGUACAAGGGCUUCACGCCCAAGGUCCUGCGUCUCGGCCCUGGUGGUGGUAUUUUGCUUGUUGUUUACACUAGUGUCAUGGAUUUCUUCCGCACCAUGCGCGCUGAAAAAUAA
Molecule: messenger RNA, 1863 nt
Organism: Penicillium roqueforti
Lineage: Eukaryota; Fungi; Ascomycota; Eurotiomycetes; Eurotiales; Aspergillaceae
Exons: 7
Coding region: 1-1863 (620 amino acids)
Biological process (GO): transmembrane transport
Source: RefSeq, a predicted model, not a curated record